AUGAUGUAUGUGUCGGGCGAGACGGGAGAACCCUCGGUUGAGACAACAGGCAUCAUCGAAGAUAUCGUUCGCCAGCAGGUCAUCGAGAUCCUCAGAAACUGCACCGAAUUGGCGGCACGCCGCGGAUCGCGUUCCAUCACAAUCAACGACCUGAUCUUCCAGAUUCGGGACGACGCUCCCAAAGUAUCGCGUUUGCGCACAUUCCUCUCCUGGAAAGACGUGCGCAAAAACGUCAAAGACUCGGACGACAAGGGCGGCGAAGCGGACCUGGGCGCCGCAGAGGAUCCCGUUGGCGGCGUCGUCGCCGGCGGACCGGUAGACGACACGGCAAAGAAGAACAAGAAGGCCAAGGUGGGGCUUCCCUGGGAACCGGCCUCGUUCUACGGGGUCGAAGUGCCGGAGCGGGAGGAUGAGGAGGACGAGGAAGAGGAGGAGAUGAACCACAUCACGCUCCAGCGACUGCGCAAGGCCGACGAGCGCACCAAGGCCAUGACGAAGGAGGAGUACGUGACCUGGUCCGAGUACCGCCAGGCAUCCUUCACCUAUCGCAAGGGCAAGAGGUUCCGCGAGUGGGCGGGGUUCGGCAUCGUGACCGACAGCAAGCCGUCCGACGACAUUGUCGACAUACUCGGCUUCCUGACCUUCGAGAUGGUGCAGACCCUGACCGAGGAGGCGCUCAAGAUCAAGGAGAACGAGGACCAGUACCGCGAGCGCACGGGCGAGAAUGCCGGCAAGAAGCGCAAGCUGCCCGGAGGCGGUGGCCUGUUCGACCCGCCCGGCGAGGGCCGCACCCCGGUCGAGCCGCGCCACAUCCAGGAGGCCUUCCGCCGGCUCCAGCAGCGGCCCAAGAAGUCGAGGGCCAUGCUCAACGGCACGAGGCUGCAGCAGCGGACGGCGCUCAAGUUGAUUUAG
Chaetomium strumarium is the source of this 912-nucleotide messenger RNA. Its product is annotated as transcription initiation factor IID, 18kD subunit-domain-containing protein. Bases 1 to 912 code for a protein of 303 amino acids. The record is from RefSeq and is a predicted model, not a curated record. Gene Ontology annotation, molecular function: transcription coregulator activity; protein heterodimerization activity. Gene Ontology annotation, biological process: transcription by RNA polymerase II. NCBI's taxonomy places the organism in Eukaryota, Fungi, Ascomycota, Sordariomycetes, Sordariales, Chaetomiaceae. The transcript is spliced from 2 exons. Gene Ontology annotation, cellular component: SAGA complex.